Molecule: messenger RNA, 2214 nt
Organism: Diaporthe citri
Lineage: Eukaryota; Fungi; Ascomycota; Sordariomycetes; Diaporthales; Diaporthaceae
Exons: 4
Coding region: 1-2214 (737 amino acids)
Source: RefSeq, a predicted model, not a curated record
AUGGAGCCAUUGAGCUCAGCAUCCACUGACGCCGGAUCUGCACCCAUCUCCGUCGCCGAAACCUCGUCAUACGCAGAAGCAGGCUUGGAGCUCGCGAGCGCGGCUAUCACGCCAAUCAAUGACACAAGCGGAGCCUCGCCAAGCAAGCCCUUAACAAUUCAGGAUGACGAACCACACGAGACGACCAAAGAUGUUCCCUUGUCUAACAAGCACAUCACAGGCGUUGCAGUACUCUUUCUCCUAGGCACCAUCGCUUUUGCCGUCUCGAGCGGACUAGUCAAGUCAAAUGAGGCAACGCUGGCCCCGUCAUAUUCGGAUCUUUUCGACCCCGGCUGUACUGACAAACUCGGCGACUCUGGAUCUCCAGCCAUUACACAGGCUUUCAAUUUGGAUCUGACCUUUGGCAACUUCACUUUCACCCAUGCAAAAAUCCUCGACGUGGCUUGGGAUACAACAAUUGGUCAAGGUGCCUUAUGCUGGGUGCUGGAUGGCAGCAGAUUCGACUCGACGGACGACCACAUCGAGAUUGGCCCGGACUUCUCUUCUCUGGGGACCGUGACGACCGCAUACAAUUACACUAAAACAAAGCCCUGCCUGAAUGUUUUAUCCACUGAGUACCCUGAAGCAAGCUAUUUCCACACCCGUCGGCUUGUAUAUACAUCCGGUGGCUGGAAGCUCGACAAGACGACAACUAUAUGGGACCAUUUCAAUACCAUCAACGGCUCGAAUAACAUUGAGCAAAGCUCUGAAAACUUCCAGAGCAUUCGAGCCUACGCCAUAACCAAGCAGUUGUUACAGAUCUCUCUGGACCCCCAAGGAUGGGUAACGAAUGGCUCUGAGGUAGCAUUAACAGCUGAAGUUGUUGAAUGGAGUGGUAUCAGCUUCGACUGGUGGGCUGGCACCGACGGAACCUGCUCUUUCAGGAAUCUCACGAGCUCGAGGCCAAUCCUGAGACCCUCUAUCGAUGCUGCUCUGGUCGUGUCACCUCAGAGCACACCAGUUCCAGCGGACCUGAAGUUUGCGCUAGAGUUUGAUGUCCCCGAGAACAUGUCAAAGGCUCAUUUUUCUCUCGGGAACGUGUCCGGCGAGUCGCUGCCUCCGGGCCAGAUGCCGUACAACUCAACACUCUGGCUGAACGGCACUGCAAUCUCGCUCGCUGCCCCUUUUAUUGAUGUCGGUCACGGAUGCUCUGGCAAUAAUGGCUUUGGGAGCCUGGGCAACUGCAUCUGCUACAAGGGGCAACCGAUCUCACUUGACCUGCUCGGCGAAGGAAGGGCGAUAUGCAACACGGCACCAGGCUACGUCUGGGGAUUUUCAAGUUCUCUGCUCCGGUUGGGGCUGGGCUUCGAGGCUGCUUGGAUGGCUUGCUGCCUUAUUUGCUAUCUAUGGCUCUCGGUACGGGGCGGGCUGGUGAACAAGAAGAUUAUGAGAAGUGCGGGGCCCAUGCAAUUUGCUCUGGAGUUCUCCGAGGCGGUGUGCGAGAUUGAAGAGACUGCCGCUGAACUGUCCGAGGACAUGUUGAAGGCGAGGUUAAAGGACAUAAAUGAUCCCCCAGUCUUCAACCUGAGCGAAUCUGGGCCCCCUCCCGGCCCAUAUGUCAUGUCAUGGGAUGACGUCAAGGCCCUUCUCAAAGCAGGUCUAAAUCCUCGAUUCUGCUCCGACAAACAGACCGCAGUCGACCUGCUUACGCAUGGCGGCCUGGUCGACUGCCUGUCCUUCAUGGGCGGCUUCUCACACGUCGUGUUUAUGGCAGGAUUUUCCAAGGAUGGGGCCAUCCUGGAGAAGAAGCACAUCGACAGAGGCAUAGAACUAGCCGUCGAUAAGUAUGUAUUUGAACGCACGAAAGAGAACUGGGAGGCACUGAGUGUUGCUGUUGAUAAGGGCACGACCAAAGACGGCAAGCCCUUUACAAAUGAGCAGAGGGCUGCAAUUGCGAAGAUAAUUCAGCGGGAGCUUGUCAAGUUCUUCGGCCCACCUAGUCUCGGCAAGGAUGACGUGUGGCUCGCAUUCGUCAAAGCGUUCGAUAUGGUUGCCUAUGAUGUUGGCGGAUAUGGUGGUUUUGGCAAAUCCGGGUCUAAAAGACUGCAUUCGAAUGACUUUUUCCAGACGAUUAUGUAUUCUUUUGGGCAGAACAAGUCGCCUGAUGUGCCAGAAAAGCUGGUUUGGGGUUUUGUAAAGCUUGCACGGGACUAUGGGGCGACCUUGGGGUGGUGA